Messenger RNA from Talpa occidentalis (Iberian mole), 2645 nucleotides. RefSeq names its product apelin (gene APLN). Bases 1 to 234 code for a protein of 77 amino acids. Gene Ontology annotation, biological process: signal transduction. The record is from RefSeq and is a predicted model, not a curated record. NCBI's taxonomy places the organism in Eukaryota, Metazoa, Chordata, Mammalia, Eulipotyphla, Talpidae. Gene Ontology annotation, molecular function: hormone activity; apelin receptor binding. The transcript is spliced from 3 exons.
AUGGAUCUGCGGCUCUGCGUGCGGGCGCUCCUGCUGCUCUGGCUCUCCCUGACCGCGGUGUGUGGAGGGCCUCUGCUACAACCUUGUGACCGGAAGGGGCUUCAGGAAAGCAAUGUCCGCCACCUGGUGCAGCCCCGAGGGCCAAGGACUGGUCCAGGGUCCUGGCAGGGAGGUCGGAGAAAAUUCCGCCGCCAGCGGCCACGCCUCUCCCAUAAGGGACCCAUGCCUUUCUGAAGCAGGACUGAAGGGGCCCCCAAGUGCCUACCAACCCCACAAUUCUCUCUGCUCCGUUGAUUGAUCUGCUUCUCCGGAGCCCUCACGACCAUUCGCCGCUCUUCUCCACCUGUCCCAGCUGCUGACCGUCUGCACUGUGCUCACCCACCAGCUUCUCUGAAUGGCCACCCUGCCCCUAGCUGGAAUGAUUCCCUUUGCCCCAUAAGGAUCCAUUGAGCCCCUCAUCCUGGCCCUUCCUCGACUGACUUUGGAGACCCAGCACUGGAAGGCCGACACUCUCCUCUCCAACCCUCCCUGUACCCUAAUCCCUGCCCUCCCAUCUAACCCCUUCCUUCCUGGGCUAUCCCUGGGCUGGGUGCAACCCUGGGAAGCUCCCUUCUUGGUGGCCUCCUGUAUUUGACAGAUUUCCCUGUCAGUUCCUUCAGAAGGAACUAUAGCAACAGGCCGGGAGAGACUCUAGUUAGCCAGGUUGGGGCAUCGGGAUGCAGACUGGGUGCCUUGGUGGGGGGGUAUUGGAAUGGGGGAUUGGCAUGCUGAGGGAGGAGGGGCGAAGCAUUAGAAAAGAGGAGGAAAAGCUGCUGUAGCCUCUUUGUCCCCUCAUCCCCUGGUGUUUGGCCCAGUUGAGGAAAAGGAGACGCGGGCCCAUGAAAUAUCUUGUCACUUCUCUUACCUCACUAUGUCUCCUGACACUCCCCUCCCACUCAGCCCCACCCCCACCUACUUCAGGCUUCCACUCAGGAGCGGAGGGUGAUGGGUCUGAGGUGACUCUAUACCCUCCCAGGAGCAAAAGCCAAGCAGGGGGAUUGUUUUUGCCAAGAAUCACAGAACUCAGAGCCAAAAGGAACCCUGGUGCUCAAGUGGCUCCGCCUCCUCAUGCAAACUCUUGCAAACACUCAGGCCGGCUGAGGGAUGGUGACCCACUCAGGGUCACCUCUGAGCCAGAAUGAGGACCCAGGUCCCCCAGCUUCCCCUUGAUGAUGUCCGCUUCCUUCUUGAUGAUGUCUUCCCAAAACACGUUAAGUGCCUUCUCCCGGGAUUGGGACAGGAGUGGCCGGUAAGGGGGAGGCAGCCCCCAUGACCUGCCCAGCGCUGGCGUGGGGACAGAGCUGCCGCCGCUCAGGUACCGAGGCUGCCGUUCCAAAGCCAACACUGAUUCUCAGGAGGCUUCCCUUCGUGCUGAGUGGGUUUCCCAGUGGCCUUCCUUUGGUGGGGACGGGAAGAAGGGAAGGAGAGGGGAAGAGGGGGGAAAGGAAGGAAGAAGGAGAGAUGGGAGGUCAUGGAGGGCUGCGUAGGCUUCCCCCUCUGCGGCCUCCUGGAAGGAAGCAAAGGGAAGAUGAACACUCACAGCCACCUAUGUGUGUGUGAGGCCAGGGGUCCUCAGGGCCCCUUGAUUCCCACAGUAAUUCCAUGUUUGCCUAGCCGCCUCUGCCCUUACUCGCUGCUGCUAAUGCUGCCGCCGCUGCUGCUGCUGCUGCUGCUUUGAGGCCCUCCCUGGGGAGGCCUGCCGGGCACCCGCAUCCUCAGACUAGAGGGCUGGCCAGUGUCCAGAAAGCCUCUUCUGCCACAGUUGCCCCACCAGGGACUGGGCCUUCUCCCCCCUCCUCCACACUGCAUCUCCGGCUCCUCAGCCUGCCCGGCCCCAUGGGAAGGGGAAGAGGGACAAAGGGGACACUGGGAAAGUCGGGAGACACAGCAGAGGAGGGCCGUUGGGGGGGGCUGUCUUAUUUAAAGUGGUUGUGUAUGAUUCUUAUACUAAUUUAUACAAAGAUAUUAAGAGUCUUUUCAAUAAGCGAUUGUUCCCCUCCCAUAAUCGUUUUCACUGUUUGUAAAGAUUGUUUCUUUGUAAAUAUGUCUUUAUAAUAAAGAGUUGAAAGCUGACAAUUCGCCCUUACUCUUGGAGGUCAAGACAUUCAACCCUCCCCUGGGGUCCAUGGUGGCCCCCAGGCCCACACUUUGCACGUGCAGGGAGCUCAGAACCUGCAUCUCAAAUUGGUUCCAGGUCAAAUGGCCUCAAACCAAUUUACCACAAACUCACAAGAGAAAUCUCUUAAGUUUAACAUAACAUUAACAUAAAAUUCAGUCCACUUUUAAGUGUUUGGCCUUUUUCUAGGGUUGUCCUUCUGUUUUUGGCGGUGUCAUUUAAAGAAUUUUUAAACAGCAAUGUAUUUCAAAGCAUUCUGAUUCAAGGAAGGAUUUCUACUCAAAACUUAUUUUGUAUCCUUGGUGGGUGUCUUCUGGUUUUAUUGACUUUUGAACACUUUCAGGACUUUUUAGCCAGUUUGCCUUUCUUGAAAAAUGUUAUGUUUCCUGCAAUAAAUACAUUUGGUAAUGACUUUGUAUGUAUCAUUUUAUGUUUCACAAAGUAGAGUUGCUUGAUGAAUGAGAUAACCUGAAAAAUAAAAUGCAAGGAG